AUGGCUAUCACUCCAGAAAACUUCAAGUUCGAAACUCCACAAUUCGACCCAAGAUUCCCAAACCAAAACCAAUCUAAGCAUUGUGCUCAAUCUUAUGUUGAUUACCAUAAAUGUAUCAAUGUCAAAGGUGAAGAAUUCGAACCAUGCAAAAUCUUCUUCAAGACCUUCACUUCCUUAUGUCCAUUAGACUGGGUAGAAAAAUGGGAUGACCAAAGAGCUGCUGGAAAGUUCCCAAUUGACUUGGAUGCUUAA
Spathaspora passalidarum NRRL Y-27907 is the source of this 252-nucleotide messenger RNA. Its product is annotated as cytochrome c oxidase subunit VIb. NCBI's taxonomy places the organism in Eukaryota, Fungi, Ascomycota, Pichiomycetes, Serinales, Debaryomycetaceae. Gene Ontology annotation, cellular component: mitochondrion; respiratory chain complex IV. The transcript has a single exon. The coding region runs from base 1 to 252 and encodes 83 amino acids. The record is from RefSeq and is a predicted model, not a curated record.